CUUUCCAUUAUUAUUUAAUUGUAAGUUCACAUUGACAGUACCCAUAUACACCCAAGCUUUCUCCUCUGGAAAAAUCCAUGGAGAACAAGCAAGACCACAGAAAUUAUGCCGAUGAAGACGAACCAGUCAUCAACUAUAGAGGAAUUAAAGCCAUGCCUUUUAUAAUUGGAAAUGAGACGUUUGAGAAGCUUGGUACUGUAGGGUCAUCAACAAAUCUUGUGGUGUAUUUGAGUACAGUUUUCAACAUGAAGAGUGUUACUGCCACUACUAUUGUUAAUAUCUUCAAUGGCACCACUAACUUGGCUCCUUUGCUUGGAGCUUUCCUCUCUGAUACUUAUUUUGGACGUUACAACUCUUUGGGUUUUGCUUCUGUCGCUUCCUUUUUGGGUAUGCUGAUACUAAUGCUAACAGCAGCAAUCUCCACUUUACACCCACCAAACUGUAUAGGAAAAGAAAGCAGCAAUUGUAUCAGCCCAACAUCUUGGCAAUUAGCUUUCUUACUAAGUGGGUUUGGAUUUUUAGUAAUUGGAGCUGGUGGCAUCAGACCUUGCAAUCUUGCAUUUGGAGCUGAUCAAUUUAACCCUAACACAGAAUCAGGCAAAAGGGGUACUAGUAGCUUCUUCAACUGGUACUAUUUCACCUACAUAUUUGCAGUAAUGGUUUCAGUCACAGCUAUUGUUUAUGUCCAAUCAGAUGUUAGCUGGUCCAUUGGUUUAGCCAUUCCAGCUUUUCUCAUGUUCCUUUCUUGUGCUAUGUUCUUCUUAGGAACUAGCAUUUAUGUUAUUGUUAAACCACAAGGUAGUCCUUUAACUAGUGUGGCUCAAGUUCUUGUUGUUUCCAUCAAGAAGAGAGGCCUCAAUUUACCUGAAAACCCUAAAGUUUCUCUUUUCAAUUAUGUUCCUGCCAAAUUUAUCAACUCCAAGCUCGCCCAUUCAGACCAAUUCAGGUUCCUUGAUAAGGCUGCAAUAAUUACAGAAGAUGACCAAAUCAACUCAGAUGGCUCAGCUACAAAUCCAUGGAAACUUUGUAGCAUCCAACAAAUAGAAGAAGUAAAAUGCUUGGUAAGAAUAAUACCAAUAUGGGCAUCAGCUAUAAUCUACCAUGUCCCGUUAAUCCAACAACAAACCUACGUCGUUUUCCAAGCCCUACAACUAGACAGAAGCUUAGGGACUAGUAACUUUCAAAUUCCUGCAGCUACAUACAUAAUUUUUACCAUGGUUACUCUCACAAUUUGGAUACCUAUUUACGACCGAAUUUUGGUUCCCUUUUUGCAAAAAAUUACUGGGAAAGAAGGAGGAUUUACAUUACUUCAAAGAAUGGGGAUUGGCAUCAUUCUUGCCAUUCUUUGUAUGGUUAUUUCUGGACUAGUCGAAGGACGAAGAAGAAAUCUUUCUUUCGAUAAGCAAACGCUAGGAAUCGCCCCGAGAGGGGGUGCGAUUUCAUCCAUGUCUAGUAUGUGGUUAGUGCCUCAACUUGCACUAGCUGGAUUAUCUGAAGGGUUUAAUUAUGUAGCACAAGUUGAAUUUUAUUACAAGCAAUUUCCUGAAAAUAUGAGGAGCAUUGCUGGAUCAGCAUUUUUUGCUGGUCUUGCAUUAGCCAAUUAUUUGAGUGGCUUUCUUGUUUCUACUACUCAUAAGAUUAGUUCAAGAAGUAAAAAUGGAGAUUGGUUGUCUGAAGAUCUUAACAAAGGGAAAUUGGAUUAUUUUUAUUAUGUUAUUGGUGGUUUGGGAGUACUCAAUUUUGCAUAUUUUUUAUUUUGUGCCAAGUGGUAUAGAUAUAAAGAUGUAAAUUAUAGGGUAGUUGAGAUGGGUGUUGGGAAAAUAAAGGGAUCAGAUAAGAAUUUUGUAUGAAAUGAUUUGUAUCCCAUUAUUUUAGCUAUUAAAGUUUUUAAUAAUUGAGUGUAUC
Messenger RNA from Jatropha curcas, 1905 nucleotides. Its product is annotated as protein NRT1/ PTR FAMILY 2.11. The record is from RefSeq and is a predicted model, not a curated record. Gene Ontology annotation, cellular component: membrane. Gene Ontology annotation, molecular function: transmembrane transporter activity. NCBI's taxonomy places the organism in Eukaryota, Viridiplantae, Streptophyta, Magnoliopsida, Malpighiales, Euphorbiaceae. Gene Ontology annotation, biological process: transmembrane transport.